This is a messenger RNA of Paramecium primaurelia, 1707 nucleotides long. The record is from the annotation of a GenBank genome assembly. Lineage: Eukaryota; Ciliophora; Oligohymenophorea; Peniculida; Parameciidae.
AUGAGAAUUUUAAUAAUUAAUUGCUAUGAUAACAAAGACCUAGAAAAAUUUUAACAUUUCCAAUUUCAAGUUAUGAAAGUAAAAUCUAAUACUAAUAUAGUAUUUAGCUGAAUAAAAAGAGUUAAUAGAUACAGAAAAUGAAUUUUAUGUUCGUAAUAGAGAUACUAUAGAAGACUUUCUAUAUGAAGUAGAAAGUUCUUAUGUAAAAAAGGAAGCAGCUCUAAAAUUCGAUCAACUUGAUGUCAUCUUCAUUAUUGGAGAUUGUCAUACACGACCUUGGGCUGUUCAUAUGGGUAUGAAUCUAAGGAUCAUAAUUAGCAAAAAUAUUGGUUUUGUUGAGAAUGUGUUUAAGAGUAUAGAAAUUACUAUUUGCUUCAGGAUUUGCCAUGUAAGCCUUAGUAUAUUUAUCAGCAUCUAAUAUUGAAAGAGUAAUAACUAUAUAUUAUAUAUAUUAGCCUAUCAAUCUAAUCAAUUAGAAUGGUGGUAAAUUAUCAGAUCUAAGAGAGUUGAAAGUUCAAAUUUAGUAAAGUGAUAUGUUUUUGGAAAAUACAUCAGGAGAUUUAUAUGUUUUUAAUUAUGAAACUUCUGAAUGGAUUCCAAAAUUGAAUGUAGGUAUCCAUUUAAGAAGUGCAGCAUAAGAAUUUUAAUCAAUAGGAAAGUAUGUUGUUAAAGCUCCUAUUUACAAAUCUAAACAAGUUGGGUCAUUUUUAAGUAAAAAUAAAAACACUGAAACUGUUGUUUCAAUAAGAAAUGUUUAUUUAUAACAUUGGGUAAUAUUAAUUAAAUUAAAACAAAAAAGGCAUUUAAAGAUAUUGAAUCACGAUUUUUAGCACCGUUAUUGAAUAGAUGGGAUGUUCACAAUUUCUAAUUCAAUAAUUCUGAAAAGAAAUUUAUAUGUCUUGCAGAAAGUGAUGAAGGGCCAUCAAUUAUUGAAUAUCCAAAAGCUUUAGCAUGUAUGUUUGAAAUUGAUACAAAAUAUCCCUUUACAAAUACUUUACUUAAGAACUUUGUAUAAUAUGCUAUGUACAACAUUAAAGUUUCAAAGUAAGAAAAAACUUUAAAUUAUAUUUAAGUUCCUCAAAACCUUUUGAUUCUAUUGAAAAUUAUCACAAAAUUAAUACAAAAUCAUCAUCUAUUUUAGAUCUUCUAAAAAACAAUAAUAAUUAGAAUUAAAAGAAAACUACUCUCGAAUUAAUGUAAAUAAGAGGUAAGAAUGGGAUAGCUUCACAUAGUCAACAAAAAUUAACAUAUGCUUAAGAAGAAUAAAAAUUACAAUAAAUGUAACACACUCUCAAAAGAAGAAGUAGUAUUGCUCAUGUAGGAUUUACUUUAAAUAAAAAUGUACCUAUUAAACCAGUAGAAAUUAAUGCUGUAGGGAAAAGAAGAAUAAAAUAUUAACAAGGACUAUAACAUUAAAGAAAAAUUAGUGCUGAUGAUGCAUAUUUAAAAUCAUAAAGAGAUAGUGAAAAUGAUGCUUUUAAUGAACCAUAAAUAAUAUAGAAAACUUAAACUCUUAAAACACCUAGUCAAUCAGAAAUAAGAAAAAUGUUACAUCCAGAAAUUUCAAAAUCUUGUUUGGAAAACAAAGAAAUUUGGAUUCCAGGAUAUUUAUCUGAGUAUUAAAAAACUUAAGGUGAUAAACGAAUAAGUAAGAUUGGAGGAUCUUUUCAAUCAAAUUAAAAUACUUAAAGGAAGAGAUGGAUUUGA